Messenger RNA from Nerophis lumbriciformis (worm pipefish), 4312 nucleotides. It is a transcript of the gene znf280d, whose product is annotated as zinc finger protein 280D. Gene Ontology annotation, biological process: regulation of DNA-templated transcription. Gene Ontology annotation, molecular function: RNA polymerase II cis-regulatory region sequence-specific DNA binding; DNA-binding transcription factor activity, RNA polymerase II-specific. NCBI's taxonomy places the organism in Eukaryota, Metazoa, Chordata, Actinopteri, Syngnathiformes, Syngnathidae. The record is from RefSeq and is a predicted model, not a curated record.
ACAUCUGCACACUGACUCUUCCUAUCCAACCUGAUGGAGCUUGAGAGGUGCUGCAAAGAGGAAUAUAAUAUUUUAUAUUGUUAAUAUAGCUUAUGUUAUUAUUGAGAGCGGGUUGUGCAGUAACAAGAAAGUUCCUAGUUCGAAUUGUUCUUCCUCCACCACAGUCACUGCUUUCUGGGUUGCCCUCACAGGGAAGCUUCACCGGCCGAGAAGCUAAAUCACAGCCAGGUACGGUCCCCGGGCGCUACAUGAUGGCUGCCCGCUGCUCAUCAAGAGAGGAUGGGUCAAAUGCAGAGCCUUCUAAAACCACAGAAUGUUUAGGAACUUUUUCCCCAGUCGCCACAAAACUUGCAGCUCAAAGACGUGCUGUCAAUCUGCCAUACCUGCCAACUACUACGGUUUUCCCGUAAUUAGUACGGUUUUCAUCAACCUAUUCCGGGUUACGGUUGCAGUGAUAAAAAAUAUGGUUUUUCAUUAAUUAAAUUUUUUUUAUUUUUUUUAAGUUGUAUUCACGAAAUCGCGUAACAACAAUGACAAUCGACACUGCUUCCCGUAACUUCCUAUCGAGCCAUUCCGAAUGCCAUGUGUAACACGGGUGGGAAAUAAGCCAUAUUUCCUCUCAUGACAUCUCCUCAUAUUACCUGCGCCGUUUCCACGUUUAAUCUCGCGAGUUUAACACACGCGCUCACGUGACCCGCUGCAGCCAAUCACGCUCUAUAAAAUCCAGCAUUCCGAGAUGGCUGCCAGGUGCGGUGGCUAAGCCUGGGGACAUAUGAAGCCGGUAUGUUUUAAAGUUGUCGUUUGCUUGCAUAUUGUAAAAACAACCGUCCAACAUUUUACAACUAAUUGUAAACUUGUAGGUGCCGAACAUCAGGGACGUGUUGCGACGAGAGAGUGUGUCGAUGAUAAGAUAUUAAGCCGAGUUGGCCAGGUCCCUAAGUCUUGGAUGGCGAGCUGUAGAUAGGCCUCGAGCCUGAGCCCAAGGAUCUCCACCUCUCAACCCCUGAACUCCACCUGCUCUGGUCGGGCCGAUCCAACAUGUCUGAGCUUUUUAUGGAAUGUGUGGAAGAAGACUUGGAGCCAUGGCAGAAAGCAGCUUCAGAGCAGUUAAUUGAGGAUGACGACGAACCCAUUUUUGUUGGAGUGCUGCCAAAAAAGGAACACAUUAGUGACUCUAUUAGAAAGCAUGAUGCAAAGUCUGCUGCUGCUGCUCCUGUUCCUGCUACUCAGCCAGCCCUGAGCUCCUCAUCUAUUAUGUUACCAUUGAAAAUUGCUGGAAAUGCCAUCACUGCUACUACUGUAGCCAAUCUCACGACCAUGACUCCACGGCCUGUUAUUGUCAACAAUCAGGGCUUCAUUGUUACGUCCCCACAGUUAACUAACAACAGUAACCUUAUCGCCACUCUUGGGAAACAGUAUCCUCCUGGGACAAAAUUUACCAUCGUACCAGCUGGUCAGCAGAAGCAGCUACUCCAGCGAGUCACCCCUGUCUCGACGAUACCCGGUGUUGUCCAUCGGCCUCACGUGCAGCAAAUCACCAGCAAUGUUGUAACAUUGGCUAAUGUUCAGAGCCCCACUGUUUAUUCAGCCAAACCCAAUCUGCUGCAGGUCAGCCAGGCCACUUCUCCGCAGACCAUCACCAUGCCUGUGCAGGCUAACAUUGUAAACAAAGAAAAAAACACGAUGAAACGAGUGUUGCCACAAGAGCAGAUGGUCAACAUUAUUAAGAAAAUUAAAGUUGAUGUUGUAGGGCAAGCAAACACAACUAAGCCAGUGGAAAAUGGUACAUCAAAGAAAACAUGCCCAAAUUGUCAAGAAGAAUUCUUUCAGCAGGAGGCCCUGAAUCAUCAUAUGACUAGCUGCCUGGUCAGAGUGGACACUAACGUUUCACUAGCCAAUAGCACGGUCACACACAAACUCAUCAUGCUGGUGUCAGAUUUUUACUAUGGCCAAGCUGAUGGGCAACCUGACAAAACGUCUCUGCAAAGAAGUAACACCACUUUCAAGUGUCAAAGCUGUAUGAAAGUUCUCAAGAGCAAUAUCAGGUUCAUGAACCACAUGAAACACCACCUUGAGCUAGAGAAGCAGAGCAAUGAGAGCUGGGAGAGCCACACAACUUGCCAGCAUUGCUAUCGCCAGUACCUGACUCCAUUCCAGCUGCAGUGCCACAUCGAGAGCGCUCACAGCCCCAUAGAAUCCACAACCAAUUGCAAGAUAUGUGAGCUGGCGUUCGAGUCCGAGCAAGUGCUGCUGGAGCAUAUGAAAGACAACCAUAAGCCUGGGGAGAUGCCUUAUGUCUGUCAGGUGUGCAAUUAUAGGUCCUCCUUUUUCUCAGACGUGGAGACACAUUUCCGAACUGUUCAUGAAAACACAAAAGACCUCCUGUGUCCUUUUUGUCUCAAAGUAUUGAGAAGCAGUCACAUGUACAUGCAACAUUUCAUGAAACAUCAGAACAAAGGCAUCCAUCGCUGUGGAAAAUGUCGACUUAAUUUUCUCACCAACAAGGACAGAGUGGAACAUAGGACUCAGGUCCACAAGACUUUCAAAAAACCUGAGAUUCUGGAGGGACUCCCAGCAGGGACAAAGGUGACCAUUCGGGCUUCCCUCAGUGGCAAGACGCCUGCUUUGUCCAGCUCUGUAGAUAGAGCGACCUUUACCUUGACUCCAGAAACACUAAGUGUCGGUGCAAAAACAAAGCCUGCGCUUGGUCUGUCCAAAUCUAAACCAAACCCCUCUGAAACCAAACCCAUUCAGAGAAAGAAGAACAUGCAUGGAAAGUUCAACAUGUCACUAACCCACAUCAGUGUGAAUGGAGGGUUUUACACCUGCAUCGAAUGCAAUGCCCGAGUUGAAGAUUUCUUUUUACACUUCCCUGUAAUCUCCAAUUGUGGCGCGUGCAAUUAUCGCACAUGUUGCAAAGUUGCCAUUGGAAAUCACAUGAUAAGAUUCCAUAGCACCAUCAACAAGAGCAGAUUCCACAAAAUGGAUCAGAAGAAACAUUCAUCUGUAUUAAAAUUCACACUGGUGUGUCUCAACUGUGACCUCCUGGUGAAUGCAUCAGGCGGGGACAUCAUGUCCAAACAUUUAAAUGACCGACCAAAUCAUGUAUGCAAAGUUAUUGAAGAGAAAGACAACCGAGCCGAAGAUGGAACGUUUUUUGUACCGGCUCAACCAACUGCAGUUUCGAAAGAAUCACCAAAUGAAACAAUGCCCAUGGAUGAUGAACCUAAAAUUGAAAAGACUGAACACUUUCGUCAUGCUAGCGAGGAACAACCAGAAUCUGGGGCAACGUUGCCAGUAGAGGAUCUGCCGCCCUCUCAGCCUGCCUCCUUGGCCUCAGUUACUUUGGAUAGCGAUGUAGAUAAGUCACUUGUCGAUGCAAACAUCCCAGAGGACUGCCACCCCGACCCAGAACCCAACACAGACUAAGCAGGAAACAAUACAAAUCACAAAAACACUUGUUACACAUUUAAAACCCUAAAUAUUCCCCAUCAACCAUUAACAGAACAAUUAAAUGACAGGAAGUCAUUGCGACUAUCUCUAAACAUCUCACCGCAAUCACAAUUUGUAGAUAUUCUGUGAUGAUAGUGGAUCCGUUAACCUUGAUCCGUACAUUUGUUUGUGCAGAACACACUUUAGCUUGACUACAUGGAAACAUGUAUUUGUUUAUCAUAUUACUUAACAUCUCAAAUACCUGGAUUGGCUUAAAGUAAUAUCCUACUUGAAUUUUGAUGACAUUUUUGUCAGACCAUCUACCAUUACAUGUAUAUGAUAUAUUUUAGUUAACAAAUGUCAACCUUUUAGACAUUAUCAUGUUGAAUAAAGUGGGUAUAAUGCCUUUCCCCACACUAAGAACACACGUAGUUGUCAACUUAUUGGAACAAUUACUAUAUCAAAGAAGUGACAAACAACUUUUAGUACUGCAUUUCCUGAAAUACAGGAUUAUAAGCAUUGUAUUGUGUGUGGAUUAGUGCAGCUUGUAUGUGAUCAAGAAGGCUUCAUUUUCCACUUUUAUAAUCAAUAAAGUCAUUUUUGAGAUGUACAGUAUUGUUUAAAAUGUCCUAAAACAUGCAUAUUGGGUUAAGUGGACACUAUACUGCCCAUAGAUGUGAAUACAAAUGGUUAUUUGUCUGUGUGGCCUGCAAAGUCAGCUGGGAUAGGCUCCAACUCAUCAUGCCGAUUCUUGAAAUUGGUAAAUGUUUCGUUCAGUUUCACCACCGGCUUAAAGGAUCAUAUAUUCUGUAUAGUAUUUUGAAUUAGACAAUCAAAAUACAAAAAUAUUUAUAUUUCAUCUGUCUACAAUACUGCAGGG